Molecule: messenger RNA, 2743 nt
Organism: Selaginella moellendorffii
Lineage: Eukaryota; Viridiplantae; Streptophyta; Lycopodiopsida; Selaginellales; Selaginellaceae
Product: zinc-type alcohol dehydrogenase-like protein C1198.01
Exons: 2
Coding region: 1352-2608 (418 amino acids)
Molecular function (GO): oxidoreductase activity; zinc ion binding
Source: RefSeq, a predicted model, not a curated record
AAAUGUGAGAAGGGAGAUACUUAUUAAGUUAGUUUUUAAGUAAGUAAAUGUAUAUAGAUUCCUUGGAGUUUAGGGCGAAGCUAGCUAUGGCGCUCUUGUCGGGCUGUGCUCUAUGUGAAUUUGGAGGUGGAUGGAGCUGCCGCUACGAAUGCGGCGAUCAAGGAAGCUCAAACUGUGAAUGUGAAUCUGGGAGGCUCGAGCUCCAUGACCGCCGAUGCAAAGAAGAAACUCUUGUGAAUCAAACGAGGCCGUGGUGCUAGGCAAACAAGCUGCCGACUCAGUUUUGUUUCAAAAGCAUGCCAGAGAGUUUGAAGUUUGAGGCAACCACGGCUUUUCUUACCGCUGUUGCCAAAGGGGAUGACUCGGCCAGAGCGGAGAGAUUGAUGGACGAGCUAAACAGCUCGUUGUCCGUCGACGCCUGGAACGCGUUUCUACGCAUGUAUCUCAGCACGACAAGCUGCGGGACAGUUACUACAGGUUCAAGCAGAAAGGCCUGGCUGGUUCUCCAGUGCCGAGAAAGAGUCGGUGGUUUUGAGAAGAUUGAGAUGGAGUUUGACGUGGAGCUGAAAAGAACUAACUUCGAAGAGGCAGACACACGGCUACUCAACCUGAUAAUCCGUUUCCUAUGCGCUCUUGGGAAAGCGGAAGAUGGUGGACAGGAUGUGGACGCUGCUCAAGAGCGAACAAGUUGCUACUCCAGUCCUUUGGUUUAUUAGGUGCUGGAGGACGUGCUGCAAAAGUUCGAGCGGAUUCCUCAAAUUCCAUACAUCUGGACGAGAUGAUGGACCAGGCGGAAGCUCAUGGAGAAGCACAUCGGCAAUAAUUGCUUCCUUCUCUGCAACUUUCUACCGGAAGCUCUUUUGGUGGCUUUGCUCCAAGAGGGGCGACAUACACUCGGCCGAGAAACUACGGCUCCUGCGGUGACGUGAAGGUCUACAAACGUCUACGUUUCUAGAAAGAGGAUGCCAACCGACUUCCUUCACCGGAUGAAGAACCACAACAUUGAACCCAACGAAGAGACGUGGAGGCUCAGUACUGUCUGGAGAGUCGGAUAGCUCACUUGAAGUUUUCCAGGGAAGGAAAAGAAAUCAGGAACCGCGGCUUAACUCUAAGUACGUGCGAAGCAAUGUUUCCUUGUUCUAGAUUUGUCCACGCAUAUACUUGCAUGCAUGGAUAGUGGCUGCCACCUGUUCCUAGUUGAAGCUACAGGUGUCAACCAAGCCGAAGGUCUCCAACUGGUGAAAACUCGAGUGGACGAUCGAUCGAAAAUCUUCUCGGGUUUCUCCACGGCAACCAGGAAAGGGAAGAAAGCUCGCUAGCUCUUUGGUUUUCUCAAAGCUUCUCACUCGCUAUGAUGAACGCCGCCGCGCAGGCUCUAGAUGAGAAAGUUGGGAAGGUCCCGGUGGCUCAAGGCUCGACGAGGCCAGCAACAUCGGAGACGGAGGUGAUGCGAGCAAUUACAUGGCAGGGAAAGAAAACAAUUUCGUUGGACAAGGUACCGAAGCCGGUCAUCACGCAUCCGAAGGACGUGAUCGUCAAAGUCACUGCUUGCACCAUUUGCUCCGGCUCCGAUUCUCACGUCUACGCCGGAGAGGUUCCCGACACCUCCAAAGGCCAGAUCAUGGGACACGAAGGCUGCGGUGUGGUGUCCGAGGUGGGUGAAGCGGUGACCAAGUUCAAGGCCGGGGACCGAGUCGUCAUCGCCUUUGACAUCGCCUGUGGCGAGUGCGACUACUGCAAGCGCGGUGAGUUCACAGGCUGCGACACCACCAACGACUCGAAGCUCAGCGAGUUCGUCUACGGUCACAGGCACUCUGGCAUCUUCGGCUAUGGAAACUUGCUCGGUGGAGUUCCUGGCUCGCAGGCCGAGUUCGUCCGAGUCCCCUUCGCGGACGUGAACUGCUACAAGAUCCCGGACGAGGUCCCGGACGAGAAGGCGCUCUAUCUCUCCGACGUCCUGUGCACGUCCUACCACGCCGUGAUGCUGGCCGGGGGAGUGAAAGCUGGUGAAAGCGUGGCUAUCUGGGGGCUGGGACCGAUCGGGCUUUGCGCCGCGAGGUGGUGCCAGAUCAUGGGAGCUUCCAAGGUGGUCGGGAUAGAUUUCGUCAAGGAGAGGCUGGAGGUGGCGGAGAAGAAGCUGGGGAUCACAGUCAUCGAUCGAAACUCCGUCAAGGACGUUCCAAAGAGGAUCUUUGAGCUGGUUCCGGGAGGAGUGGACGCGAGCAUCGAGGCGGCGGGGUUCCGGUUCCCUGUGUCUAUCCUUCACAAGGUGGAGCGCACGGUGGGGUUGGAGACCGAUACCGCGGACAUUCUCAACGAGUUGCUUCUGGCGACGAGGAAGUGGGGGCGGGUGUCCGUGAUCGCGGACUACCUUGGCUACUGCAAUCACUUUGGGAUUGGCAUGCUGAUGAUGAAGCACUUGACGCUGCGAUCGGGCCAAUGCCCGUGCCAGCGCUACUUCGACACGGUGAUGGAUCACGUCAAGAGUGGAAAGUUUGAUCCGAGCUUCAUGGUCACUCACAGGAUCAAGCUGGAGGACGCGCCGGAAGCAUACAGCAAGCUCUUCAACAAAGAGGAUGGUUACAUCAAAGUCUUCAUAGAAAUGUGAGAGGGGAAUUGUUUUCUCUCUUUCUGUGAGUAAUCAGGUUAGUGUUAAUUAAAAAGUUCUUAAUUAGUUAAUCAUGUUAAAGUUAUGAGGUAUAUAUAUAUAUAUAAAGCAAACCCUUGGAUUAGGGUGAAGCUA